Molecule: messenger RNA, 1206 nt
Organism: Penicillium taxi
Lineage: Eukaryota; Fungi; Ascomycota; Eurotiomycetes; Eurotiales; Aspergillaceae
Product: putative pathogenicity factor
Exons: 2
Coding region: 1-1206 (401 amino acids)
Source: RefSeq, a predicted model, not a curated record
AUGGAGGAAACAUUCAACUCUUCUGACUAUCCCCUCUCUGCACUACGUGAAACACUUAACAACUGUCCGCGAGCUGAAGACACACGGGAUGAACUGGAGCGACUGGAUAGUAUACACAAAUGUCGAUUGAGAAAGGAGUAUCGCGAGAGGAACUAUGACCAUGUUUAUCAUGGGGAUAUUCCAGACCUUGAUCUUUCCUACUCUUACAAUCAUGAAGCCAGCCAAGAUGACUUUCAUGCCGAGGAAGAUCCUCGAGUCUACUCCGGCGAGCUUCACGAAGAAGACGACAGCAUGAUUAAAUGCGAGUUUUCGAAUCCCUGUGCAAUGGGACCUUCCCCAGACGGCAUGCACUUCCGGAAGGUUGUAUCCCAUGUCUUUGGACGCAACAAGUCCUCUACAAAGCUGUUUCCCAUGCAUAUCUGGGUUCACUACUGCCGAAAGCACUACCAGCGAGCCCGAUACCGUGCCGACAAAUGGCCAUUCACCCAGUGUGAGCUUCUUCUCGAAUCUCUGCAACGUAUUGAAGAUUGGGGAGGUGUUGAAGGCUUUGAGCUUAGUCUUCGCCGCCGUGAGAGACUUCGCCAGGGUGACAAGGAUUGUCUCGAUGGUAACAACACUGCUGCUUCUUCGCAGAAGAGGAACCGGGGACGCAAGAACCCCAAGCCUGUCAACGCCCCUGUUCCCGAGUGGCUGAAGCAGGAGGUUGGAUGCGACAAAACCUUUGAUCAGAUCCGUAGCAUCAUUCGCAGAAUCAACUCUCAUAUGACCAACCUACUUGAGGCUGAGAAGGAGGGUCAUAAGGCUGCCAAAGAAACUGCUCAGAUGUCAUUCACCCCCUGCCGAGCAAACCAGAAACGCGAUGCAAAGCAGUUUCGACAAGAAGUUAGCCUGAUUAGGUUCCCGGAUAUUGAGAUCUUGCCCAUUUUCAAGUCGUGGGUGAAGGAGGAUGCGACGCAGCAAAAGGAUAAGGGAAAGGAUAAGGGAAAGAUCACACCUGUCAGUGCUUGCAAUAGCUCACGUGGACGUUUCCACCAUAGCUCCAACUAUUUCGGUUACGACGAAGACUACGAAUCGGACAACAAUGUUAGAGGUGCUCGGGGAACCGAGACGAAGCGAUGCUCACCUUUGGGUCGACAGAAGAAGAAGUCGAUUCCACGAGUCUCCUCCCGUGGCGCAGUUCAAAAGCCAAAGGCGAAGAAGAAUUAG